ACCCUGCUCUGUCCCUGUGCUCGUGUGUCACGCAGCUGCGCACCUCCUCCCGGGGCGCCGUUGUUUCAUUUGCGCCAUUUUGUCCGCUCACUUUGUUGAUUGGGCUUUAGCGAGCUGUACUGGAGCCAAUCAGAGGGAAACCGGACAGCGAAGAUACGAGAGGAGGAUUGUGACAACAAUAAGCUAUGGAGCAGUACACCACUGCCACCACUACUACUGGGGAGCAGAUAGUUGUGCAGACUGCCAAUGGACAGAUCCAGCAGCAGACACAGGGCACAGUGACGGCUGUGCAGCUGCAAACAGAGGCGCCAGUGGUGACGGCCUCAGGCCAGCAGGUGCAGACACUCCAGGUAGUCCAGGGGCAGCCUCUGAUGGUCCAGGUGAGCGGUGGGCAGCUCAUCACAUCGUCAGGGCAACCCAUCAUGGUGCAGGCCAUGUCAGGGGGUCAGGGGCAAACCAUAAUGCAGGUCCCUGUAUCUGGAGCUCAGGGACUACAGCAGAUCCAGCUGGUGCAGCCAGGUCAGAUCCAGUUACAGGGUGGUCAGACUCUCCAGCUUCAGGGCCAGCAGGGUCAGCCCCAGCAAAUCAUCAUCCAGCAGCCCCAGACAGCCAUCACUGCUGGGCAGAACCAGGGGCAGCAGAUCAGCGUGCAGGGUCAGCAGGUGGCACAGACAGCUGACGGUCAGACCAUCGUUUACCAGCCUGUCAAUGCAGAUGGUACCGUCCUGCAGCAGGGAAUGAUCACAAUUCCAGCUGCCAGCUUGGCCGGCGCCCAGAUUGUACAGGCAGGGGGUGCCAACACCAACACCACUAACAGCGGCCAAGGCACUGUGACCGUCACCCUGCCCGUCUCCGGCAACAUGGUCAAUGCAGGUGGAAUGGUCAUGAUGGUACCUGGAGGUGGUGGAGUUCCCACAAUGCAGCGUAUCCCCCUGCCAGGGGCUGAGAUGCUUGAGGAGGAGCCUCUCUAUGUCAACGCCAAACAGUACCAUCGGAUCCUGAAGCGACGACAGGCCCGAGCCAAGCUGGAGGCUGAGGGCAAGAUCCCCAAAGAAAGAAGGAAAUACCUGCAUGAGUCUCGCCACCGUCACGCUAUGCAGCGUAAGCGAGGAGAUGGAGGACGUUUCUUUUCCCCUAAGGACAAAGAGGAGAUGGCUCUGGCCCUGUCACAGCAGCAGCAGGACGUAGCCCAGGCAGCAGCAGAUGAGACGGUGGCUCAGAUGAUACGAGUCUCAUAGCACUGUCGCCAACAUCAUCACUACGCGGCCGGACACUCUUCAUCCCAGCUAAACCAUCUGCCCUACCCUCUCCUCUCACUUCUCCUCCUUCCUUCCCCGCCGUCACACACCAAACGAAAGAUCCACCGUUGGGUUUCUUCUCUUAUCUCUCCACUUCUAUACUGGUCUUCCAGGGAGCUGGCCAUGUGACUGCUGAGCCUGUGAACUGUUCUGGUCUUCUUCUCUGAAAUGGAGGAUGCUUCCAUGCUCAGCUUUACUGGUCAAGCACUUAGGACUAGCUUUUUUUUAUUUUCAUGCUUUGUUUGGACAUUAAUGAAACAUGAAGUCAUUGGUAACCAGGGUCUGUCACACAGAGGAAAUGACAGCUGUGAAGCCAUACUCUGUCAGACCCUGGUCUGUUUAAAAACAGGAGAAUUUGUCACUAGUGGAUACUUGCUUUAAAUAUUUUUUGUAAAUGGUACAGAUUUUUUUUUCAGAGACACUCGUUAAGUGUUGAUGCAACACUAGUGUCCUUUAUUUUUUAUGUGACGCCCCAUAUUUUGACAUUUCAUUUUUUUCAACCCAUGUUUUAUGGGGGAUAGACUUAUAAUCAUAAGUACAACCUGCAUCCACUGAGCAAAAACUGUAAUGUGAAGAUGUUGUACAGAAAUUCUUUUCUUCCCCAGUGUGUAUUGGAUGUACUUACUAAUUCUGUGGAUGCAUUUUAUACAAUUUGUAGUUAGACUUAGUGUUUGUAGGAAAAAAAUGGUUCAAUGUUCUAUCCAUAUAGUCACUUCUUCAUCAGUCAGUCCACCUAAGUGUUUGGUUUUUUUCAUUGUAGAUAAUAGAUUUUUUUUUUUUUACCCGUAAGAUGCAGUCCUGCAAUGUUAUUUUUUUAAUAAUGAAAAAGGUUGGACAUUGAAUUCAUGAAACCUCUGUCAAUUAAAUUUUAUUAAGUGACUCAA
Lates calcarifer (barramundi perch) is the source of this 2182-nucleotide messenger RNA. RefSeq names its product nuclear transcription factor Y, alpha, like (gene nfyal). NCBI's taxonomy places the organism in Eukaryota, Metazoa, Chordata, Actinopteri, Centropomidae. The record is from RefSeq and is a predicted model, not a curated record. Gene Ontology annotation, biological process: regulation of transcription by RNA polymerase II. Gene Ontology annotation, cellular component: CCAAT-binding factor complex. Gene Ontology annotation, molecular function: RNA polymerase II cis-regulatory region sequence-specific DNA binding; DNA-binding transcription factor activity, RNA polymerase II-specific.